Messenger RNA from Arvicanthis niloticus (Nile rat), 2024 nucleotides. RefSeq names its product hematopoietic cell-specific Lyn substrate 1 (gene Hcls1). Gene Ontology annotation, molecular function: actin filament binding. NCBI's taxonomy places the organism in Eukaryota, Metazoa, Chordata, Mammalia, Rodentia, Muridae. The record is from RefSeq and is a predicted model, not a curated record. Gene Ontology annotation, cellular component: actin filament; plasma membrane; cortical actin cytoskeleton. Gene Ontology annotation, biological process: regulation of actin filament polymerization; cell migration.
ACAGAAAACCUGAAAACGGAACUGAAGCAGCUGCUCGGUUACUUGGCCUGAAGUGGCAGCGUCUGGAGGGGGCGCCGGGUGUGGCUGUGAAGAGCCGGAGCUCCAGCAUCCAGUAAAGAUGUGGAAGUCUGUAGUGGGACAUGAUGUAUCUGUUUCCGUGGAGACUCAGGGUGAUGACUGGGACACAGACCCCGACUUUGUGAAUGACAUCUCCGAGAAGGAGCAACGGUGGGGAGCCAAGACCAUUGAGGGCUCUGGACGCACAGAGCAUAUCAACAUCCACCAGCUGAGGAACAAAGUGUCGGAGGAGCAUGACAUUCUCAAGAAGAGAGAGCUGGAGGCGGGGCCUAAAGCAUCCCAUGGCUAUGGGGGUCGAUUUGGAGUGGAAAGAGACCGGAUGGACAAGAGUGCCGUGGGCCACGAGUAUGUUGCUGAUGUGGAGAAACACUCGUCUCAGACUGAUGCUGCCAGAGGUUUUGGGGGCAAAUAUGGAGUUGAGAGGGACCGGGCAGACAAGUCAGCGGUGGGCUUUGACUACAAAGGAGAAGUGGAAAAGCAUGCAUCUCAGAAAGAUUACUCUCAUGGCUUUGGUGGCCGCUACGGGGUAGAGAAGGAUAAACGAGACAAAGCAGCUCUGGGAUACGACUACAAGGGAGAGACGGAGAAGCACGAGUCUCAGCGAGAUUAUGCCAAGGGCUUUGGUGGCCAAUAUGGAAUCCAGAAAGACCGAGUGGAUAAGAGCGCUGUUGGCUUCAAUGAAAUGGAGGCCCCAACCACGGCAUAUAAGAAGACAACACCCAUAGAAGCUGCUUCCAGUGGCGCCCGUGGGCUGAAGGCAAAAUUUGAGUCCAUGGCUGAGGAGAAGAGGAAGCGAGAGGAAGAAGAGAAGGCGCAGCAGAUGGCCAGGCAGCAACAGGAGCGAAAGGCUAUUGUAAAGAUGAACCGCGAAGCUCAGCAGCCAUCCAUGCCUGUGGAAGAGCCGGCGGCGCCAGCCCAGUUGCCCAAGAAGUUCUCCUCAGAGGUCUGGCCUCCAGCAGAGAGUCACCUACCGUCAGAGUCUGAGCCGGUGAGAAGCAGAAGGGAACAACCUGUGCCCUCUCUGCCCACGAGGCAGUCUCCACUACAGAAUCCCCUGGAGGACAAUGAGGAGCCCCCAGCCCUGCCCCCUAGGACCCCAGAAGGCCUCCAGGUGGUGGAAGAGCCAGUGUAUGAAGCAGCACCCGAGCCUGAGCCUGAGCCUGACUAUGAGGAUGUUGGGGAGCUAGACCAGCAUGAGGAGGAUGCAGAGGGAGACUAUGAGGAUGUCCUGGAGCCUGAGGACACCCCUUCUCUGUCCUACCAGGCUGGACCCUCAGCCAGGGCUGGUGGUGCAGGAAUCUCUGCUGUAGCUCUGUAUGAUUACCAAGGAGAGGGAAGUGAUGAGCUUUCCUUUGAUCCAGAUGACGUCAUCACUGACAUUGAGAUGGUGGACGAAGGCUGGUGGCGGGGCCAAUGCCAUGGCCACUUUGGACUCUUUCCUGCAAACUAUGUCAAGCUCCUCUAGUGACCAGCCCAUUGUCUUUUAACUCCCUGUGUUCGAAGCUGCUCUGCCUCCCUCUUCCCUCUCCAUGGUACUGCUGCAAGGACCUAACUGUAUGUCGUGGGAAGCCUGAAGUUCUAGCAGUCUGUCUCCUGCCCCUUUAAGAGUUUUAGGUAGAACCGCUAGAGGCAGGUGUGGGGGUGGGGGUAGAGGGUAGGUAUCCUUCUGUCCCUCUGUGUCCACUCUUCCCUGGAGUAGCUCAUGAAAUCAUCUUGUAGCCCUGCCUCCUCCAACCACACCCCAACUCUUCUGUCCUCUCUCUAGAGUGCUGGGAUUCCCUCACCCCCACUCUGGGUGCCAGCCUAGAGGGGAGGCUCUCACUGGGCUGCCUGAUUCGCCCUGUUGUGCUUUUGCUCAGUUUUCUUCCCUUAGCAGUCACAUUGGAAAUGCCCUUCUGUUUAGUCCUAAAACUGAAAAUAAAGCAAGACCGUGGCUUAGCUUUGUA